AUGGUGUACUUCUAUGGUGGGUCGAGGAGAAUUAUGCGUGGGGCGUGCGCAUGCGCGGUGGUGUGCGCGCUGGUGGCGCUGUGCGCGUGCGCGGGACUGGACGAGCGCACGCGCGGCGCUGCUGAGCGCCAGUUGCUGGCACUGCUGGGGCUUCCGCGCCGACCAGCGCGCCGCGCCGCGCCGCCACUGGUACCGCGAGCCAUGCGCCUGCUCUAUGAGGCUGACGGCGCCAUUCCUGCCGCUGCCGCCAACACGGCGCGAUCUUAUCACCACACUCCCACCGAGCUGGACUCGAGGUUCCCUGGCGAGCAUAGAUUUCGCCUCUAUUUCAACUUGAGCGGAAUACCCAGUGAUGAACUUGCUCGAGGAGCAGAUCUCACGUUUCAACGAGUUGACGGAGUCGAAGGCGACCAGCGCUUGCUCCUGUACGAUGUAGUACGACCGGGCCGUCGCGGUAAAACAGCUCCUAUCUUGCGGCUUCUUGACUCAGUACCGCUGAGGGCUGCUAAAGGUGCUGUUACUGCAGACGCGCUCGGUGCCGCGCGACGAUGGCUCACGGAGCCUGAACAUAAUCAUGGACUAUUAGUGCGAGUGUUAGAAGAAGGUGAGCAAAACGUGGACGCUCAACGACCACAUGUUAGGGUGCGGAGACGUGCUGAGGAGGAGGACGAAGAAUGGAACACGCGGCAGCCGCUGCUGCUGUUGUACACGGAGGACGCGCGAGCCCGGGCUGCGCGGGAGAGUGGAGAAACGCGCCUGGUGCGCAACAAGCGGGCGGCGCAACGGAGGGGUCACCGCGCACACCAUCGUCGCAAGGAGGCUCGAGAGAUCUGCCAGCGACGACCUCUGUACGUCGACUUUGCGGAGGUCGGGUGGAGCGACUGGAUCGUUGCACCGCACGGCUACGAGGCGUACUACUGCCAGGGUGACUGUCCGUUCCCGCUGGCGGACCAUUUGAACGGCACGAAUCACGCCAUUGUGCAGACUCUCGUGAACUCAGUGAACCCGGCCGCGGUGCCGAAAGCGUGCUGCGUACCGACGCAGCUCUCCUCUAUUUCCAUGUUAUAUAUGGACGAACUAAAUAAUGUGGUGCUCAAAAACUAUCAGGACAUGAUGGUGACGGGAUGCGGCUGCCGAUGACGAAGGCGCCCCCCACGCCAAGUGCGGACCUAGUGAUAACUCGUGGACCCAGUGUAUAUAUAGUGACGGCCUCGAACAUUGUACAUACUUAUUUGUGUAUAUAUUCGUGUAAUUAUUAUUUUAUUAAAAUGCAG
This is a messenger RNA of Spodoptera exigua (beet armyworm), 1274 nucleotides long. NCBI's taxonomy places the organism in Eukaryota, Metazoa, Arthropoda, Insecta, Lepidoptera, Noctuidae. The record is from the annotation of a GenBank genome assembly.